Messenger RNA from Prunus armeniaca (apricot), 180 nucleotides. The record is from the annotation of a GenBank genome assembly. NCBI's taxonomy places the organism in Eukaryota, Viridiplantae, Streptophyta, Magnoliopsida, Rosales, Rosaceae.
AUGAGGAUAGAGAGGGGGCUCCAAAGCGAACAAUAUCGUGCUACGGCGGAGCCGAUUCGGGAUGUGACAAUUUGGUAUCAGAGCUACUCUACUGUGUGGUGCGAGUGUACCAACGAAGACGUCGGGCCCCUAAGGGGGGUGGGUUGUAACAUCAUACGUCAACCAACAGAGAGGGAGUGA